Messenger RNA from Daucus carota subsp. sativus, 3764 nucleotides. RefSeq names its product protein ALWAYS EARLY 3-like. The record is from RefSeq and is a predicted model, not a curated record. Gene Ontology annotation, molecular function: DNA binding. Lineage: Eukaryota; Viridiplantae; Streptophyta; Magnoliopsida; Apiales; Apiaceae. Gene Ontology annotation, cellular component: transcription repressor complex; nucleoplasm. Gene Ontology annotation, biological process: DNA-templated transcription; regulation of cell cycle; regulation of transcription by RNA polymerase II. The transcript is spliced from 20 exons. The coding region runs from base 158 to 3547 and encodes 1129 amino acids.
GUUAUCCCCCAAAUUCUACAUUCACCUAUACAUACAAACAAACAAAUACACGCGCGCACACCGUGAAUCAUCACAGGUGAUUGCAAUCGCCGUGCUUGUUUGCCGCUAAAUGCUUCGAUUUCAAACGAGCUUCAAUUUGUAACCACAAGUUGGUUUUAUGGGCCCGCCAAGAAAGUCCAGAAGUGUGAACAAGCGGUAUUCUGAUUCUUAUGUGGUCUCUCCUAUCAAACAUGACGAGGCUGCUGAUAGAAGAACUCCCCGGAAAAGGAAGUUGGUUGACAUGUUGGGUCCUCAAUGGAGCAAAGAAGAGCUAGAACGCUUCUAUGAAGCAUAUCGUAAGCAUGGAAAGGACUGGAAAAAGGUGGGAGCUGUAUUGCGAAGUCGAUCUGUUGAAAUGGUGGAGGCUCUUUACACAAUGAAUAGAGCUUAUCUGUCUCUUCCAGAAGGAACUGCUUCCGUGGCUGGAUUAAUUGCAAUGAUGACAGACCACUAUUGCAAUAUGGCUGGAAGUGAUAGUGAACACGAAAGCAUUGAAGGUAGUGGGACAUCUCGAAAAUAUCAAAAGCGUUCUCAGGCCAAGGUACCGCCGAAGAGCUCUAAAGGAUCUGAAGGGCGUGUGACUUCGAAUUCCCAGGCAAUUGCGUCAAGUUAUGACUACCUUCCCUCGACGAAAAAGAAGCGCUCUGGUGGAAGCCGACCACGUGUUGUUGGGAAAAGGACGCCUCGAUUUCCUGUUUCCUAUUCUCAUGAGAAUGUAAACGGGGAUACAUAUUUUUCUCCAAACAGGCAAGGUCUCAGAUUCGACGUGGAUGGUAAUGACAGUGAUGUUGGCCAUGAAAAUCUUAUAGCGUUGGCUGAAGCUUCACAAAGAGGGGGUUCUCCUCGAUUAUUGCGGUCACCAAAAAAAAUGGUUGCUGAGGGUGACAUCGAUGGAGAAGGGAGCAUGGAGGCUGAUAAUGGGGACUAUACACGGCCAAAGAGAUAUAUGAUGAAAUCUGGAAAUAAGAGUCCUUUUUCUCAAAAAGGGCAAAGACCAUACGGGAAGAGGCUAGAGCUUGAUAAUGAUAAAAACAGUCAGGAUGAGAUCAGGGAAGCCUGUAGUGGAACAGAAGGACAAAAACUUGGAGCAGCUCUGGAAAAAUUUGAAAUUGAAGUUACAAAUGGAAAAACUGCCAAGUAUUCUCAGGGUCAGUGGAAGAGAAGUAGAAAAGUUCUUUUUGAUCGAGAUGAAAGCUCCGCAUUAACCGGCCUGGAAGCUUUAGCAAAUGCAAUUCUCAUGCCUGAAUCAACAAAUGAUAAUGAUUCAUCUGUUUUGAUCAAAGAAGAAAGUAAUGAAGCUGAUGAACCUGAAUCCUUCGAAGCUAUACAUACAAACCAUCAGAGUGACAAAAGAUGGACCGUGGAGACUAAAGGAUAUCAGUCAAAUUCAGGAUUAAAAUAUGCUACAAAUCAAAUUUCCAAAAUAGGGAAAGAUCCCUUUGAUAGUGUUAGUCGUAGUCCUGAGGCUAAGUUGGACGCUCCUUGUUCUGUUAGUAAGCUGUCAAGAAAAAAACAGAAGACUGUUGCAUCUAAAAUUCAAUUGGCUGAAGGUCACAGUGAUACUCAUAUGAGUGAAUCUCAGAUAGUUGAGGGCAAAGAGUUGGGCAUGAAAUCAACAAGCAAGGGUAAGCGAUCAUCGCAAAGUGCUUCACCAAUGUUAAAUAAACACCCAGAGAAUUCAUCUUCAAGUACUGGUCCAAGAAAGGAAGCUGGCGAUUCAGCAAUGUCAAGUGUACAUCUUCCUGGUGCUGACCAGUUUGAUGUAACUAACAAAAGAAAGAGCAGACGUAAGACAAAGAUUCGCAAGGUCAACACAUAUGCAGAUUCAGAAGUAUCAGAUAAAACGAAAAAGCUCUUGAAUUGCUUUUCUAAUGAUGGAGUACGUAGAUGGUGUGCAUAUGAGUGGUUCUAUAGUGCAAUAGAUUACCCUUGGUUUGCUAAAAGGGAGUUUGUGGAGUACUUGCUUCAUGUUGGUCUGGGUCAUGUUCCUAGAUUAACACAUGUCGAGUGGGGUGUCAUAAGAAGCUCUCUUGGCAAACCGCGGAGGUUUUCUGAGCAGUUUCUGAAGGAAGAAAAGCAAAAACUUAAUCAAUACAGGGACUCUGUUAGAACACAUUAUACAGAACUCCGCUCAGGUACAAGGGAAGGACUUCCAGCGGAUCUUGCACGGCCUUUAUCAGUUGGACAACGUGUAAUUGCUAUUCAUCCAAAGACUAGAGAAAUUCAUGAUGGCAGUGUCCUAACUGUAGAUCAUAACAGGUGUCGAGUUCAAUUUGAUCGUCCUGAACUAGGUGUGGAGUUUGUUAUGGAUAUUGAUUGCAUGCCCCUAAAUCCGCUAGAGAAUAUGCCAACAUCAUUGACAAUACAUAUGAGUGCUGCUGAUCCCAACAACUUAAUUAAGUUCAAAAUGAAUGGGCAGGUAAAAGAUCAGAGAGUUGAAGGGUUUAUUAAAUUUUCUCCAUGCGACAACCUGGAAAACAUUGAUUCCUCCUCCUAUACAUCACCUACUUCUUACCCAUUGUUUAAUUUAUUUAAGCCAGAAAAGAUGGGUUCUGUGGUUGUUGAUUCACAAGCUAAAAUGGGUCCUAAAGAUAAUGUUUCCAGUCAACAAAUAUCAUACUCUCAGCCUUCUUCACUGGCACAGAUUCAGGCUAAAGAAGCUGAUGUUCAAGCCAUUGCUGAUCUUACUCGUGCUCUUGAGAAAAAGCAAGUGCUAGUUUCCGAGUUGAGGGAAAUGAACAAUGACGUGUUGGAAAAUCAGAAGGAUGGCAUUUCAUCACUAAAGGACUCGGAGCUUUUUAAAAAGCAGUAUGCUGCUAUUCUUGUACAAUUGCGUGAUGCAGAUGAGCAGCAGGUUACUUCUGCUUUGUCUUGUCUGAAGCAACGUAAUACAUAUCAAGAAAAUGUAUCCCUUGCAUGGCCGAGGUCCAUGGCCAAUCCUGUUGCUUCUGUUGGUGUAUUAAACGCUUCCUAUUGUUCUGAAGUUCAAACUGAAAAAUCCGGGUCCCAUGUGAAUGAAAUUGUUGAAAGUUCCAAGACAAGGGCUGGUAUUAUGGUGAAUGCAGCUAUUCAGGCAUUUUCUUCGAUGAAGGGUGGUGAAAACACCCUUGAGAAGAUUGAGGAGGCUAUAGACUAUGUCUAUGGUCAGCUACCGUCAGAUGAUUCUUAUGUACUAUCUGAGAAAUGUUUUACUGCAAUGGAACGUGGUGAUAUGGCCUCUCAAGAACAAGAGAAGUGCGGCACAUUUGGACCAUUGCAGGUUCCACCCACUCCACUCCUAAAUUCGUCUGGGAUCCCUUCAGAACUUAUAACUCAAUGUGUGGCAACUCUGCUGAUGAUUCAGAAAUGUACAGAACGACAGUUUCCACCAGCAGAUGUAGCACAAAUACUAGAUUCUGCUGUUGCAAGUUUGCGGCCUUGCUCUGUACAGAACCUUCCUGUUUAUGCUGAUAUAGAGAAGUGCAUGAUUAUGAUCAGGAAUCAAAUAAUGGCACUUGUACCAUCUUAGCCCAACCACAGCCCUCGUCGCUGAAUAAGCUCAUACAUCUUGUAAAUGGGCAGUGUAGAUUGAACCAGAUAGUUUUUCAAGCCCUAUAUAGCUAGGCAUGAAUUUUUGCCUAUCAUUCCCUUUCAAUAUUAAAGGGUUUCUUAGUGGAAUGAGAUUAUUGUAAGGUCAUGUUUAUGAAGCUAAGCAAAUUUUAGGGUCACCAUGUGGGGACAUAUUA